AUGGAUAGUUCGAGUUGGGCAUUUGAGCUUGAAAGGGCGGUUAAAAAUGCUGUCGAUCAGGCAGACUUGUUGACGCGGACGAGGACACAGGUGACCGAAACGGACACGGCAGUUGAGCACGCUCGAGCAUUGUUGCAAACCUGGACAGUAAAAGCGCCGGAGGCAUAUCCUCCAAAUAGGAGCUCCGCCACACCAGAAACACCCCGCACAAGAGCUUUGCUCGAGGAUCUGGAAUAUGCCGGCUUGAGCGCGAUUACGGAGGUUGACCCAAAAAGCAUCAACUCCGCCGGCGAUUUCGUUUCCAAAUACUUGAAAGAGGAAGAAACUUCUGAUCACUUGUCUAAUGAGGCAAUCAACAACACAGAUGCUUUUAUCCAACGGCUGAUGACGAUCGACCUAUCAAAGAACCUUCCUAAAGCAGAGCCAAAAGUCAACUUUCGAGCUGCUCAAAGAGAACGGGUCAAUCUUAUAAAUGCCAAGAGAGAGCAGCGCAGAAAAGAAAGUCAAAUUAGACUGGCGGCGGAAAGGGCUGCCCGCGAAGAAGAACAUAAAAAGUACCAAGAAGAGAAAGUUCGACGAGAAAAGUCCAGGCUCAAGGAAGAUAAAGCAAUCACGUCCGAAAUUCUCCGGCUCCGGAAAGAACUCGAGGGCGAGAAGAAAAGGCGAAACAGCAGUCAGAUUUACAAUCUAUGA
This is a messenger RNA of Oikopleura dioica, 693 nucleotides long. NCBI's taxonomy places the organism in Eukaryota, Metazoa, Chordata, Appendicularia, Copelata, Oikopleuridae. The record is from the annotation of a GenBank genome assembly.